AUGGCUGCGUUCCUCUUCAUCUCUCGGUUGCUUGGUUUAAGUAACGAUUCUCACACCUUCUCUUUCAUUCCAGCAGCCGAUGUGUUUAAUAGACAUGUCAUUGGCAUAGAUGUUGAUGAUGAGUCCCUUGAAAUUGCAUCAAUCAAUGCUGAUAAUCUGGAGGUUGAAAUAGGUUUAAUUCAAUGCGAAAUCAAGAAUUUAAAUUGGCGAGGUCAAAUUGUUGAUACUGUUGUAAUGAACCCUCCAUUUGGAACACGGAAAAAAGGAGCUGACAUGGAGUUUCUCUCUGUCGCAUUGAAGCGGUAUAUUCAUUGCACAAGACAACAACAAGAGAAGUAUAUCUUUGAUUUUUUUCUAAACGAAAAAAGAUCAGAAGAGAAGGAGGAUAAGAGAGUUGACAACAGGCUUGUGAUCAUUUUUCUCUCUUCAACUUCUAAUCCAUCAAUAUUAUGCUUUACUUAUAGCAUAUACUUGUAAUCAAGAUUAAGUUUGACAGUUGUGUGUCAUCUGAUACUCCAUUUGUCUGUUGUUAGGGACUGCUAUGAUUUUUUGAGGGUUGUUAUGGAAAAUGGAG
Lactuca saligna is the source of this 574-nucleotide messenger RNA. NCBI's taxonomy places the organism in Eukaryota, Viridiplantae, Streptophyta, Magnoliopsida, Asterales, Asteraceae. The record is from the annotation of a GenBank genome assembly.